Molecule: messenger RNA, 994 nt
Organism: Symbiodinium natans
Lineage: Eukaryota; Dinophyceae; Suessiales; Symbiodiniaceae
Source: the annotation of a GenBank genome assembly
AUGGGAGAGUUUCCCAGGGAGCUCCUGGUUUUUGAGGGCGGCGAGGGCACCUCCAUCCGAGAAGUGAAGGCCAGGGUGGCAGCAAGCGGAGGCCCAGGGGUGUUUCUUCAGAAUCUCAUGCUGGAGGACCGCACCUUACGCGAUGAUGAGACCUUCGGCAGUCUGUCUUUAGCCGGAGAUGCAACGCUGUACAUGGUUGCCAAAGACCUGGACGUGAUGGGCCUCCUCGAGAGACUGCGCUCUUCCAAGCCAAGAACGGAAUGGCCAAUCAGCCAGGAGGAUCUCGAGAAGGUCGUAGACCUCGCCGUGGAAAUCUUCCUUUCGGAGCCAUGCUUGGUGGACUUGGCUGCCCCCGUGAACGUUUGCGGUGCGGUUAUGGGAAAUUUUCAGCAGCUGUGCUGGAUUUUUGACCGGCUCGGCGAUCCCGGGCAGGCCAAGUACGUCUUCCUUGGCAGCUACGUGGACAGGGGUGAUCAAAGCAUCGAGACCAUGGCCACCCUGCUGCUGUUCAAGUGCCGGUAUCCGGACCGUCUCGUCCUCCUCCGAGGGCGGCAUGAAUGCCAGAGCAUCAACCGCAUCUACGGCUUCUACGAUGAGUGCAGGAGGCGCUGCAGCCUGAAAUUCUGGAAGACCUGGACGAACGUCUUCAACUGCAUGCCCUGCUGCGCUCGCAUCCAGCAUCGCAUCCUUUGCGUCCCCAACGGACUCAGCCUGGAUCUCCAAAACGCUGGUACCUUUGACAAGAUCAACCGCAUUGUUAGGCCGACGGAUGUGCCAGAUGAAGGCCUGCUCUACGACUUGUUGUGGGGCGAACCCGACCAGCGCGUGAGGGGCUUUGUGGAUGAAGUUCGCAUGCGAAGCUGCUUCGGCCCAGAUGUGGUGGCGCCCUUCCUGGAGACGCACGGGCUGGAUCUGAUUUGCAGGUCGGCGCUUGUGGAGGAGGGGUUCGAGUUCUUCGCCGGCACACCGCUGGUCGCCCUGGCCAGCUCCAUUA